Molecule: messenger RNA, 1488 nt
Organism: Metschnikowia bicuspidata var. bicuspidata NRRL YB-4993
Lineage: Eukaryota; Fungi; Ascomycota; Pichiomycetes; Serinales; Metschnikowiaceae
Exons: 1
Coding region: 1-1488 (495 amino acids)
Biological process (GO): N-glycan processing
Cellular component (GO): glucosidase II complex
Source: RefSeq, a predicted model, not a curated record
AUGUUGCCAAACAAGGUUCUUCUAGGCUUUAUUCCUGUUGCUUUUGCAGAUAUUUUAGGAGUCUCACCGGAAAAGCAGGCACUUUACACUCCGAAUGAGCAGAGCAAAUGGCACUGCUUGCUGGACCCUACAAUCGAGCUUCUGUUCGAGCAAAUAAACGACGACUUUUGCGAUUGUCCGGAUGGUUCCGAUGAGCCAGGGACUAAUGCUUGUGAAUUCACGAAAGACUUGCCGAAAUACUUUUACUGUGCCAAUGAGGGUUACAGAGAGGCAUAUAUUGAGAACUUUAAACUCAACGACGGGGUGUGUGAUUACGAUAUUUGCUGUGACGGAUCUGACGAGUACAAAAGUGGCGCCUGCCCCAACGUGUGUGAUCAAGUAAAAACUCAGUUCGAUGAUUUCUUGAAGGUGAAGAAAGCCACUGUAGAAGAGGCUUUAGAGACUAAAAAGGAAUUGGAACAUAAGGCACAUAAGUUAAAGCAGCAGCUUGUUGACAACGCAAAAGCCCUCGAAAUUGAAAUCUCUCGAGACGAGACUCGCUUGGCUGCUUUCAAAGAAGAAUUGGAACAAAAUACAUCUGCAGGUGAUGAAAGGGAUGACGCGGGCACGUCUGCUAUUGAUACAUUUGUUCUGGAGCACUCGCGUAAGCUAAAAGGGCGAUUUCUGCAAUUUGAAGAAUACGCUAGGCGAAACAAUGAGAAAAUCAGGAACUUAGAGGCCAUGUUGCACAACCUUCUUGAAAACUACAACCCCAAUUUCAAUGACCAAGCAGUGAAGCUUGCCGUGUCAUCAUUUGCUGACUAUGUUUCAAACAAGCCUGAGGAUGAAGGUGUUCCCAGCAUGAAUCUCUCUGAAUUCAGCUUGGAUCAAAUCCCGCAAAUUUGUCAUUCUUCUGAAACAAAUCUUCAAAACGUGGUUCACGAAUCCCUCAAUUCGUUUCAAAGACUUUACAUGGGAUUUCGCACGGUUCUUGGAUUGAUGGAGCCCUCCUCUAAUGAGAACAAAGUUUCUGCUCCGCCGAGCGAGAAGGCGGAGCAGCUCUCGACUGAAAUUAAGAAGCUAGAGGCGACAUUGCAACAGAAAAAUUCUGAGAAAUCCAUAUACAUAGAUGGGUUGAACACCGACUACGGCGAAGGAGAUAUAUACCGGGCCGUCAAGGGCCAAUGGGUCCACAAAAAAAUUGGCGAGUACAACUACAAACUUGGUUUUCUCGAUUCCCUAUAUCAAGAUAAUACUUUGAUCGGACGGUUCUAUGGACUUCAUGGAAACUCAAUGCAUUUUGCAAAAGGCAGCAAAUGCUGGAACGGGCCGCAGCGCUCGGCGCAGGUUGACAUGAUAUGUGCGCCUCGUCAUGAAUUGAUCUCCGUCAGUGAGCCUGAAAAGUGCCAGUACAAAUUUCUCAUGGGCUCUCCGUUAGCGUGCAAGAACAUUACCGACGAAGAAAUCGCCGCGGAAUUUAAGGUUGACCAUGCCCUGUUGAACAUCUAG